AUCGCAGACCAUACGCGCACUGUUGUGGCAUCGCCACCGUCGCGUCUCACCAACAAUCUCUUAUUUCUUCCGUAAUCAUCAUUGCGGGACAACGACCAGAACCGCCAGCCUUUGGGUGUCAUCAGGGGGGAACUCAUUCUUGUGUUGUUUGGCACUGACGGAUGUGACUACCAUUCGUGCUGGAGGCAACGCCGUCGCCAUUCACCAUGAAGCCCGUCAUCGUGCUGCUCUGCGCAGCCGCUGCGCUAGCAGGUCCUGUAGAACGCAGCAAAACCUGCUCACGGCACUGCACUGAAGGCCGCAAGCUUUCCUACCAACCAGGCACGACGUACGUAUACGACUAUGUAUCGACGACCGAGACAGCAGUGCAAGGCACCACUUCUCAGAAGGUGGCUGUUCACAUGUCCGGCCAGGUUGAAGUCGAACCCCUGGGAUCGUGUGACUUCUUGCUACAGGUUCGGGGCUUCAGCCUGGAGGAAGAAGACCCCGCACGACCUGGACAGCGGAGACCAUCUCCGAGCAUGGCGGAACUGAGGGAUGUGCUGGAACGCUAUCCGCUGCGCUUCUCGUACCAGGACGGGCGCGUGGACAACCUCUGCCCCGCGCUGGGUGAGACACCGAGGGCUUUGAACAUCAAAAAGGCCAUCCUGUCGCUGCUCCAGAACAGCAUGAAGGAGCUGGAAGUCAGCGAGGACGUGACUGAGCUUGACAUCGCUGGCAGGUGCCCCACGAUCUACGAGACGCUACCAAAGGGAUGGUCCUCAAUGAGCAUUCGCCGUAUCAAGGACUUGUCUCAGUGCAAAGAACGCGAGAGUGCCAUCACUGCGCUGCAGGCAUCGUCAAUGGAUCACAACCUGAGGUCGGCGCCCGUGGUCAAGGGUCGCCAAGAGUGCAAGCAGGUGUUCCAGAAUGGCCUCGUUGACAGCGUUGAGUGCAAGGAGUCACACGUGGUGCGUCCCUUCUCCAAGAGCGAUAAUGGCGCUCGCACUGACGUCACGCAGAGACUAAACUUGCGCAGUCAGCGGAGGUCGCAAGCACGCCGCCCAGCGUACACGUCGGAAACUGAAACUGACCUCCUGUUUGACCACGACUACGAUACCGAAGAGUCUUCUAGUUCUCUGCAGCGCGCCGAGAACGCGCUGCAAGCCAUCGCUGAUUCAGCUGCAGAUGCUGUCCAGUCUUCCACUCCUGGACUGUUCACUGAACUCGUGUUCAGCCUGCGCAAACUCACCACCGCUGACUUGGAAUCCCUGUUUCGCAGAGCGGAAAGCAUGUCUCCCAAAGCUAAAAAGUUUCUCUCGGACGCCCUGCCAGCUGCCGGAAGCCCAGCCGCCAUCCGCAUGAUGACCAAAGCCAUGAUCUCAGGACAGGUCGCUGGUGUUGACGCUGACGUAUGGCUCACAUCUCUGGCGUUCGUGUCCAAGCCUACGUCGGAAAUGAUUGAGCAUGCAUUGCCUCUGCUGAAGACGGAGCGAUCGCAGGCCUACCUCGGUGUGUCGACGAUGGCGUACACCUAUUGCCGCAACCACGCCCACUGCGGCUCGGAGCGACCCAUCAAGGAGCUCGUCCGCGCUUUGUACCUGACCCUCGGCGAGAACUGCUACGCCCGCGACGACCGCACGACGCUGAUGGUGCUCAAGGCUCUCGGUAACCUUGGUCAGUCCGAGGGAGCCGAGGAGAUCCUCUACAGCUGUUUCCAGAACCCGCAACUCGACGUUGAGAUUAGACUGGCCGCCGUGCAGGCCUUCCGCCGCUUCGACUGCGACAUACCGCGCAAUCAGAUGCUGAGCAUCUACCAGAAUGUGCACGAGAAUGUCGAGCUGAGGAUCGCCAGCUACUUGGCCGCCAUUCGCUGCGCGAGCAGCCCUGUCAUCGACGCUGUCAAGGACACCCUUCGCACCGAAUCCAUCAAGCAAGUCGGAUCGUUCGUGUACUCCCACAUUCGUAACCUGGCCCGUGAACCGUCUGCUUACCAGGCUGAGUACCGGGUCAUUGCCAAUGACCUCUCACUGAGGAAGCGCUUCCAGCUGGACUUCCGCAAGUUUUCACGCAACGUCCACUACCGGAUGUUUUUUGACCCACUGGACACGGGCUUCGAGCUGGACGGUGACGUUGUCUACACACCAGACUCGUACUACCCGCGGAGUGCCCGCGUGGCCACUUCGUUCGACAUAUUCGGCAAAAAAGUGGAUCUCUUCGAAGCUGGCGCCCGUGCCGUGCACCUGGAAAAGAUUAUCCAGCAGUGGAUGCCGAGUGACAAAAAUGAGGCUCGUGCGAAAAGGGCCAUCACCGAGAACAAUAUCGGCGAGCUAGACCGAAGGUUUGCCAUCAAGUCCAAGUACAGCGGCCAGCCAAAGGCUUCCGCGUAUGUCAAGUUUUUCGGCAACGAGAUCGCCUCACUGCAGCUUGCCGAAGACGCCUCAGCGAGCCCCUACUCCGACAUCAUGCAAUGGCUCUCACGCCUGUCUGAGCCGAAAGGCGUCGAUCUGAGCAAGAGUAUCCUGUUCGCCGACUCCACUCUCACGGUUCCUGCCAGCAGUGGUCUUCCACUUCGUGUCUCGGUCAAUGGCUCAGCCACUGCUGCACUGAAGGUUGGCGGAAACUCGCUAUUCCGCAAGGGAGCCAUCGACAUCACCGGUCUCAUACAGCCCAGCGGUGCCGUUCAGCUGGCGAUGCAGAUGAGCGUGGAUGCGCACAAGUCCACCUCAGGAGUUCGCAUGGUAGCCACCAUGUCAUCUUCCUGGUCUGUGGAUGGCUCCUUGCAGAUGCAACAGGGCCAGGCCCUCAAGGCCAAGCUCAACAUGCCGGAGAAAAAAAUGGAACUUAUUGACGUCAAGAGCAAGAUAUUCUUGGUGAACGGUGCCUCAGAGCUGGAGCACCGAAACGAACCGCAUAGCAAGCUGGAGACAGAGGCGUGCACGGGAGCCACCCUGGAGCGCACGUUGGGUCUCCGGCUGUGUGGACGUGCUGAAUUCCCGGUGUCGAGGCAGACGUACCGCUCUCCCAUGUACCCGUUCAGCGGCAACGCUGAGCUCAGCGUGAACCUCAUCAAGGCUGACCCGACUCUAACGGCUUACGAAUUCGAGGCCAGUUGGACGAACACCAAGGACCUCGUGGGUGCAGUGGUCAGCAUGAACACUCCGGGAACAAAGACGGAUCGCGAGAUCACGGCAUCGCUGCAGCACAGCCUGCGGGACGGAAGUGUCGCACUCAAGAUGAAGACGCCGUCAAAGAAACUCUCUAUUGAAGGCCGGUACAACUUUGACGAGAAGCUGAAGAAGUUGAACCUGCAAGCCCAGGCUGACGAUGAGGCCAUCUUUCAGUUCAUUACUGAGCUGAAGGCAGAUGCUUCCUCGGGUCACAACGGAAUCAGUAAAUACACACACGUAACGGACGUCAUUUACCGUGGUGAGAAGAUGGUGCUCAUCAAUGGCCAGUGGGCCGCGAUGGAGGGACGCAAGUACAGUGGCAACUUGAACAUCGAGAAAAUCACCCAGCAGCCAGUCGAAAUGAAAAUGGACGUGGACAUGACGGACAAGCGUCGUGUGCGCUACGAGGGCUCUGUCCGCUCGUUCUUCGUCAACGGAGCCGUGAGCGGCUACACUCAGACGGGCGACAACUGGUCGACCAAGGCGGACGGCGAGUUCAGCAUGAUGGGUGGUCGACCCGAGAAGGUCGGCCUGACGGCCAAGUUCCGCGACCUGUCGUCGGGCUCGCUGGCGAAGUACAGCGGCGCGGCCUCCUUCCAGAACACCUUCCACCCAGCGCUCAACACGGAGCUCCUGUGGGACUGCCAGAAAACAGAUGGGCAGCUUGAGAACACGCUCCAGAUCUUGCGCGGGGAGGGCGGAAAGAAAAGUGGCAACACCAUCAAGCUCCAGCAGAUUGCACGCUACACCGGUACCCUGGCAAACAACAAUGCUGGUCUUUCGCUCAAACUCGCGUACCCGAAGAAGCGCAUUGAUUGGCAGCUGGAGAUGAAGCAUGAGAACACGCCAAACAGCCUCCUUAAUCGCAUGCAAAUAACUUACGCUCCCUCGAGGCAAAUCAGCACCGUCAUUGACCUAUCGAUUUCCCCUGCUACCAAGGCCGACCUCCAGCUGAUCUACCCUGGUCGUGAAAUGAAGAUAGGUGCAAACUAUCGCCGUACUAUUACCGAUGAGCACCACGGUGAGGCCUUUGUGCAAUGGAACAGAGACAAGAAGAUUGAGGCUUCGGGAACCUUCAAGCCUGGUAAUGAGAGACGCCAGUACAACCCCAGCUUUGAGGCCGAAAUACGAAUUCCCAACCAGCGUCCGGUCACCGCCAGCGGAUCACUGAUGGUGUCCCGGGGACACUACAGCGUCAAAGCUGCAUCACAGUGCAGUCACGGGAAGUAUGAAUUGGGCGGCAACUAUCGUUUUCCGAAUGCAUACAGUCACACCGUUCAGCUUAGUGUGAGAACGCCUCAGGAGAGUUACUCGGCGACGGGUAGCAUGAAUGCCGCCUCAGAAAAAACUACCGCCAAUGUCAAUGUGAAGCUCGGUCGUUAUCGCGAGAUACUGGCCAAUGCUGAACUAGCUGCAACAAGAGAGAGCAAGUCAUUCAACGUCGACUGCCAAUGGGACGCCACCCGUGACGCGUCAAGGCGUGCCAGCGUCAAAGCUGAGGUAAUCCGAGUUCCGAGUGGUUACAACGCUAACUUUGCUGUCAAGUGCCCAAAGCAAGACAUUCGAGGAAGUGUCGCCACAACUAUUGAAGGAACAGCUGACUUUGGUGUGCCGCUUCGUGUCACCAGUCACGGAGAACUCGAAUGGAUGCCCCGAAGGAAGAUCACUUAUGUUACAAGCUUGGACUGGAACCCAGACUACAGGGAACGCACCCUUAAAGCUGAUGCUCAGAUUACUACACCAUUUCAUUCCAUUGAUAAAAUUGGUCUCCUCAUUACGCACAAUGUUAACGGCCGAGAGUGGAACUCGGAAAUUAAAAUGACGUUGCCAAAAAACCGCAUUAUCGCUCUUUCCACAGACGGUCUUUACCAGUCGGAUCGCGUCCGCAGAAACGCGCAAAUGACAGUGAAACUUCAGACGCCUUCGAAUAGCAAGUACAGCUUGGAAGCCGCGCAUGGAGCGUCCCACUAUGACACAAACAACAAGGUGUCACUUCAAUGGGCUGACGACAAGGUUCUUUCCGCUGAAGCCAGUGGCGCCUACGGACGGGGAUUGCUGAAGGCGAAGGCUGAGGCCAUAACUCCCAUACCUGGGUAUGAAAGGCUGACCGCUUCGCUCGAGCAUGUGCACACGCUGGAAAGCAUCAAGUGCCAGGCUGUUGCACAGUGGAGCAGCUACAAAAGAAUUACGCUUAACAUCGACGGGCAGGUGAACAGGAAUGGCGAGAAGGGUAGCUUUGAUGGCAAGCUGCACAUAGCUACACCGUUUAAGGGCGCGGAGCAAUUGACGUCGCAGCUCAGCUUCAGCAAUGAUGCACGCAAGACGAUUGCCAACUUUGAAGCUGCCCGCAACAGAGACAAGAUUGCCGGCGGAUUCAUGAUGUCUGUGAUACAGUCACGCUACGACAGAGCCCGUGAAAUCAAAAUACACUUUACAAGUCCAUUGUAUGGAUAUGAAAACCUUGAAGCGAGCGCGUCGUACUCAGCUGGCCAAGAAACGUCUAACGCAGUCUUCACAGCGCGACUCCCGUACAGCAAGAAAGUGUCCAUGCGAAGCCAAGGAAAAAUCACAUCCGCUCACGACUUUGCAUUACUUCUCCACAUGCAGCUUCCAGUGCAAAACUACGAACGAAUUAACAUUGAGGUUUCUCACGCUGCCACGAAUCGCAAUGCCAAGUCAACUGGUCACAUGGCCAUCGGACCUAAGAAGUUCACUUUGGAAGCAAAUGGUGAUUAUGCAUUCGGUCUAGGAAGCCACGAGAUUACGGGUCAAAUACUGAUUACAACACCAAUUGCAGAGUAUCAGCAGAUAACGAUUGACUUGAAGCAGGCAAGAUCAGGUCUCAACUAUGACACAAGCUUCCAAUGUACAUCGAGCAGCUCAUCCCUUACCAUGAGUCACCACUUGAUGAUUCGGGACAUCAAUAACUUUGAGCAGAGCCUUGAGGUGUCAACGCCAUUCAGUGUCCUGCCAAUUCUGAACAUCAAAAACAAGCAUCGUGUCCAAAGGAGUACAGCUUACCACAGCAGCGAAAUGGAAUGGCAAAACCACAAGAGGUUGUCAGUAAUUAUCGAUGCGUCUGCCUCACCAUCUAACUACGCCAAUGAAGCAGAGGUAAAAAUUGAGCUCUAUUCGCCAUGGCGUAUCCUUGGUAGUGCUAAUGUCAAUGCUAAGUACAGUUCUAACAGCCAAGAAAUCGCGCCUCGACUAAACGUGGAAUGGAACCGAAGCAACUACAUUUCCGUUGAGGGUACGCUCAGAACACGGAGCUACCUUACUGCAGAAGGAAAGCUCGCAGUCACGAGUACUAUCAGGCCGGUCCAAGCUGUAACGCUCAGCACAAAGUAUGACAUCGCCAACGAGCAGAAGUCCGGUGAGCUGUCCGUACAAUGGGGUCCACGUCCCAAAGACAUCGUCUCUCUCACAGUCACGGGUUCACACAGACCACGCAGUGCAGACAUAGACAUUGCCCUUACCAGUCCCAUUCGCGGUUAUGAGCGAAUUCAGUUGACAGGAAACAUGGCCACAAACGGGCGAGGAAUAAACAGUAUGUUGUCAUUCUCAUCACAACAAACUAAAAAGUACGAACUAACCGCUGAACUCAAGAACACGCCUUUCGGCUCUGCCAUUGAAUUAACACUCAUCGCACCUAUCCGUGGUCUCGAGAGGCAAAAACUUUAUGGCGAAUACAACCUUCACUCCAACAAAAUCACCUCCAAGUUCAAUGCAGAAUGGCAAGGAAAGUCGAUUAAUUCCGAGUCGGAACUGUCACAAACAGAACGUGAAACAAAGGCAAAUCUAGUUAUCAACACUUCAUUUCAUUCCAUGAGGAACAUUCGUGUGAGUCUAAGCGAAAGCUCUGUGCCCAACCUAAGGACUCUUUCGGGUACAGUUCAAAUAGACAAGAAGACAUUUGAACUUAAUGGCCUAUUGGAUGCAUCAAGCCCUUCAAUAAAACUUGAGUUCCGAAGUCCCAUAGAAAGCAUGAAAUUUCUUGAGUUUAAAAGCAACUUGCAGCAAGGUAGCCAGAAGAUCAAUGGAAAUAUAUCAUUCCGCUGGUCUCCGGACAGCAUCAUUGCAUUACAAACAGAAUGGAUGGCGCCACUGUCAUGCAAUGUCGUUCUGGCGACUCCUUUUGAAGGAUACCGUCGCUUAAGCUUAAACACUGUCUUCGAUGUGACACAAAACAACAAGAGGGCGAAAAUUGUACUGGAAAAAGAGAACAACAAAGUAUCUUUGACAGGAUCCAUUCUCCGCACUGAACGAGAGUAUAAGAUUAACAUUGAUUUGGCAACACCUAUCGAGCCCUUGAAAUUUUUGAAAAUAUCCGGGGACCUGAAGAUGAACGGCAUUAGGGACCUGAAGGGAACAUUCAAGCUCCAGUCCCCCAAAAGUGUUUUUGGAGACAUACAGAUGCUUGCUGAAUACCAAAAUCUCGGUGAAUUGGAGAGAUUGUUAGUGUCUGCGAGUGCUGCUGAUUCCAAAUAUGAAAUUAGGGCAACAAGGUCAUUUAACGGUAAAGCUACAACAGAAGCUAGUCUUCAGACUGAAUACUCUCGCUUUGAAAAGCCAAGCUCUAUUCUGAACAUAAACAUAAAGAAUGAGGCUUUCAAGGCUCUUACCGGGAGCUUCCUGUUUUCACACAAUGGACGUGAUCAUACCUUUGCAUUGAGCAUGAAAAACCGUGGCCCGUUUGAAGGCUCUAUUGAAAUUAAGUGCCCCAACUUACCCGGAAACAAGGCAUCCCUCACUUAUGUAGUAAACUCUCCUACUAGCUACUUUGCAGAUUUUAGGGUAACCGGCGAGUAUGCACUCAAGACACACGUCAUCGAGGGCAGCUUUGAGAACAAGCCCUCCGGCAUAGAAACACAACUCAGGAUGAAUAGCCCUAGCGUUCGGCAAGGACCGGUGGCUGCACGCCUUCUCUUCUCUUCACCAAUCCGCGGCAGCGUCAAGGGUGUGCUCAGCCUCGGAUUCGAAAGGGACAUGAACACCAUCAGCACCGAACUUAACUGGGACCACCACGUAACGAAGGGUAAAAUGGACGUUGAAUCCAGCUACCUGCCAGGUCGUACUCUAAAAGCUGAAGGCGUCAUUACAACUAACAUGCAAGGAGCUGACCUCUCUAUCACGUUUGAGAGUGGCCGGAAGACCCACUUAAUGACCGGAAGCUGGAAACGGGUUCCCGAAAGCACCGAUGCGCAGUUCCGGAUCGAGUCGCCACUGCUCAGCGCGAAGACAUUGACUGGAAACUUCAACUACAGGAGUGAUUUCAGCAGUGGCCGUAUCGAGAGCUCUCUCAUCUUCUCAACACAGCGCCGAAGCUUCAAUACCUUCGUGGCCAUCUCGGCAAGGGAUCUGAGUGCAGUGGAAGGCAACGUGAAAAUUGAAACUCCUUUUGAGGCGCUACGCUUUGCUGACGUGAAUGCCAGAUACACCUUUGUACGAAACAGCGCGGUUCACUGGUCCGUUGGCAUCAAGUCAUCGGCACCUAUCUUACGAGACAUCGAUAUAUCAGGCAAAGUGAGGAGACAGGAAGGGUCCGUAGAAGCCACCGUUCAAGGACGCCUACCGACCAAAACGCUUUCAAAUUUCGAGUCGACUUUCGUAUGCACACACAACGAAGACUUCACAGCUAUGUCACCUCGACUAAGCAUACUUCUUCCUGGCAUCACGUACACAAGCGAAGCUGAAAUUCAGCUCUACCCCGGCAACUACUACUUGAGUGCGAGCCAUGAGUGGGGACAGCGUCGAAAAAUUCAUACUACACUCAGUGUAAAAAAAUCACACGGAGCUUUCGAUCUUCAGGCCGCCCUGUCCACACCUUUUCAGAACCUGGAGAGCAUUGCGGCAGGCAUGGCGUGUGGUAGGGAAGGUGGAAAAACAACGUUCAAGGCGACAUACAAAGGACCGAGAAACGAGCUGUACGAACUACAACACGCCCACAGCUACCACGGAUCGCUCAACUUCUUUGUCGAAAACAGCAUUGCAACUCCUCACGACGGCCUCCGUUCCGCACACUUGAAAGUACAGCAGCAAAGGAGUCGUUCUCGCCUGGUGACUGACAUUCAGUGCAACCUCGAAGCCUUCAAGGCCUCCUUGAACGUCGACCACGACCAAAGAAACCUGAAGGGCAGCAUCAUGGCAACAUCAAGUGCACCGCAGCUUCGCAUUCUCCAGGCAACGUACGAGCUUAGCCGGUACAAACUGGAUGGCACUGUUAACUACAAUGAUCAGCAGGUUGUCAAAGUUGCCGGUGCUGCCGAGUAUGUGAAAAGUCUUCGCGCCCACAGGUGCGAACUUGCUCUUAAUGUGCCAGCUUUGCAACUUGCCAUGGAGGGAGGCUACAAGCCGAUCAACUCCGGCCGAGAGCUUAGCGCUAAGUUCAACUCAGCUCGUCGGACCAUUCAGCUGCAGACGCUCUGGCAGAACCAUCCUUCCAGUUUCCUCCACCAGAUGUCACUGAAAUGGGGCCAAGACCACGGCGAAGAGUUCUCCUACGAUGUCAGACGUACCCGCAGUACGCGACGAGACCUCAUCAACACAGAUGUGUCCUGUAAAGUGAACUUCCCUCUAAGGUCUUUUGAGGUGCGUGCCAGCCAGAGCCAGAGGAGGAAUCUGAACAAUUUGUCCUGCGAACUAUUCUGGGACGCCGCCCGCGACCAAAGUAAACAUGUGACCUUGACGAUGGAGCACCAAAACCUCAGCAGUAGGUCUGCAUGGGCACACAAGAUGUCGGCCUCUAUCAAGCACCCAAAGCUUAACAAGGACAUCACGAUGCGCCUCGAAGGUUCCCUGAGCGGAGAAGAAGUCCACGGUAAGACGGAGCUUGAGUACUCGCCCGACGCACGGCACAACGUGGUGCUCGAGGGCCGCAUCAAGAAGCACGGUCGCUCCCACCUGAGCGCCGAGCUCAUCGCUCGCCAGCCCGUGUCCCUGAUGGACAUUAGCACCGCGGCUGAACUGAAGAAUGGCCGAGACGAGGCUACAGCGCAGGUCACCAUCAACUACAUGAACCGCAACCGCCAGAUGCGAGUGCAGGAGCUGAAGGCAUCCAUAUUCAAGCUUCGGCAAGCUAUCGACGUACUUCUCCGAAGCGGACAGGACCGCAACCAGCUCCAGGCCGAAAUGUACGAACAAGGCCAGGAAAUGGGAAUGAGACUGCAGCACCAGUUGAACGAGCUUCCUCCAACCAAGGCACACGUGCGUGUAAGCAAGAGGCACAGCAACGUGGAGCUCGUGUUCAUGGCAUCUGAUACAUCAAGCGCCAAGGUAUCCGCUACGGCAUCGAUGGACAACCGCGAGAUUAGGCUGUCACAUACGACACUCGGACGCAGCGUGUCGGACAUUCUCAUCAAGCUCGGCCUCCAAGAGAAGCGUUUCCUCUCCUCCGAGAUCAGCUGGAGGCCUGAACUCGCCAGAGAGGCUUCGAGCUAUGCCCUGGACCAGUACGGCAGCAUGCGCAAUCAGCUCUACGACAUCUGGCAGAGCUUUAGCGUAGAAACACAACAGGAGCUGCGAGCCAAGCGCUUUAUGAUGGGCCGCUCCCUCAGCACCGAGGUGAGACCGCUUCUGCAGGACAUCGCCAGGGACUGGCGCGAUCUGCACUUCGAAGUCUCAAGAGCCGCUGAGACGAUGAAAGAGCUCUACCACCGGGACCAGUUCUACUUGAAGACCGUGGUGAACGCCUGCUCUGGAGCAUUUCUUGCUGCUGGGCAAAUUGUCGCCGAUUCCUGGCGCCUAAUUGUCACGGUGGGCGACCACAUGGUGCGCUACACCUCCACCUGGAUCACGUGCGCGUGCGACAAAAUCGCUGACGCCAUGGAACGCUUCGCCCAGUCGAGCCGCCGCACGCUCAUCUUCGCCGAGCGCCUACUGGUCGUGUUCAUGAACCGCGCCGCCCUGGCCCUCUCCGACGCCACCGAAUACCUCGUUUACAAGCUGGAGCAGCUGACGAACGUUGCUGCCGAGUAUGUGGUCAACUUCUGCGAGCGCUACGGUCCCUCAACAGCCGGCGCCCGUGAACUGGCGGACAAGGUCAUGGAAGCCAUCUCUCUGUACACAAACCCCUUGGCCCAGCGAAUAUUGAAGAACGCCUUUGUUCAAGGAAUGUGGCGAUACAUUGAGCGCACCAUAGCCACACUAAAUGCAUUCAACGUUGAUUCAGGUGACCAGAGCUACCACUACGCUUAUGACACUGUGAGCAACGCUGUCGGCGAUGUGUAUGAAAACGUUGUCUACCACCCGCACGUACAGUACGUCAGCCAAGUCACCAACAAUGCCAUCCGCAAGAUCCGUGAAGUCAGUGACCGGCUCGGUUUACAUGACGCGGCGGUCGCCGUCAUUGACAUGGGGGCCAAGCAAAUCCAGAACAGCAUCGUGGAAGGCUUCACAGACGCCAUUCGCGAAUACUCCAACCUGCGUUCGGGGCUGCGGUACGAGUUCGCACCGAAACGCGGCCUCAUUCUUGCCGAGCUGCGCCUGCCGGCUCAGAAAGAGAGCCUGGCUCAGGCUUUCGACGUUAGCAGCUACCCCGAGUUCGACCACCUGGUGGCUGCCAAGGACCGCUUCUACGACCUUGGAACCAACUCAUUCUGGGACGCCUUCUACCAGUACAGCCUCGCCACCGACCCACAGGCUUGGGUGCCGCCUUUUAAAGCCCGCGCCCUGGUGGCUGGUUCUCAGCAUUACCGAACCUUCGACGGCUUCCACUUUGAGUUUGCUGGCGAGUGCAGUUACCUGCUUGCCAAAGACUUCCUCAACGACAACUUUGCGGUGGUCAUCAACUACGCUCGCGAUGGACAGCGCGUCACUAAGAAGUCAAUCACUGUGAUCACCGACGGCGGCCGCUUCGACAUCAGCACCGACUACAAGGUCACCAAGGCAGGCAACAAGAUCGAGCUUCCAGUCCAGGAGAGAGGCACCACCAUCUAUCGCUCCGGUCACGUGAUCACUGUUGAGAACGACAACGGCCUGAAGAUCAGCUGCAACUUGGCAUACGACCAGUGCGUGACGGAGGUCACCGGAGCCUACUUCGGCAAAACGGGUGGUCUUCUGGGAACCUACGACUACGAGGACAAACUGGACCUCAUGACACCCGACAGGAAGAUCGUACAAGACACAACGGCGUUCGCCAGUGAAUGGGAAGUGGGCCAGGGAAGAUGCCGGAACCAAAGAAAUCUCGCCCAGUCAGCGGUCACCGAGCCGAAAGCGACGGCCUUUUGUUCCAAGUACUUCGAGAAGGAAGAGUCCCCGCUACGCAGUUGCUUUAAGAUGGUCGACCCAAAGCCAUACAUGAAGAUGUGCCUCCACGACAUGAACGCCGCCAUUUACAGUGACGACAUGGAGAGCCAUGUGUGCCUCAGCGCCGCCGCCUACAGGGAAGAAUGCCGCGAGUUCGGAAUUUCCCUGGACAUGCCCCGGAUAUGCGUGCGUUGCGCCAAGCCCGACGGUGCGGAGAUGCUGGCUGGUGACAUUGCGACCGUGACGGACCAGGAUUCGGCUGCUCCCACGGCGGACGUCGUGUUCGUGGUGGAGCGCAAGCUGUGCAACAAGAAUGUGAUCCCCAACCUGAUACGCUUGGCCCAGGGCAUCGAGGAGCGGUACGCGGCGCGCGGCUUCCUCGACACUCGGUACGCCGUGGUGGGAUUCGGCGGCGACGGAUUCUACGAGAGACCACAUGUCGUAACGGCUGACGGACAGAUAUUCAGCAGCAUUCGCGCCCUGGUCUCGGCUUUCGGAAGCCUGACCAUCGGUGACGGUGAGAGUGAUCCACUUGCAGCCGUCGCUUACGCUGGACAGCUGCCAAUAAGAAUGGCCUCGGCACAGACCAUGAUUCUCGUCAAGUGCACCACAUGCAAGCCGAAUGAUGAUAGCUCCAUGUACGCCGAUAUCUACCGCAUGCUGAUCGACCGCGGAGUCCAUCUACACAUUCUGGACGACGACGACUUCAAUGUUCGCACUGCCUCGAAGCCGUCUAAGAGCAAGCGCAUCUUCGGCGUCGACCACCGGUUGGCCUUCACGGUCAAGGAUGUCAAGGACAUGCUGGGUGAUGCCGAGCUGCACUCACAGAUUCGGCUGCCCAAGGACUUCUGCGUGCCACUCGCCCUGGAGAGCAACGGCACGCUGUUCAGCUCGAUGAAGAUGUUCGAGAAGCGCAACUUGAACAAGAAGUUCCUGGACGUCAUGUCCCGCCGCGUCGCCAUGUCCAGUGCGCCCGACUGCCAGAUCUGCGAAUGCGUCAGCCUCGACGAUGGCGUCGGCCAGUCGCUCUGCUCCCGUUGCGUGUCGCCCACCCUGGGACCCGUGCGGUCGCCCGACUUCUCGCCGUCCAUGUACGAGGAAUCGGUGGAGCGGAAAACCUACAAGAGGCCAAAGACCAAGAAGCUUCGGGCACAAAAUCUGAAAUGAAUGCAUUUUUUCAUAAAAUAACUAAUUAAAUGAAGCGCUACGCACAGAAAGAGGAGAUACAAAGGGACGUCACGAUUAUUACGGGCCAAACCUGGAGAAACGUUAGCGCAUAAAGACUGAAUUUGACGUGUUUUAGUUUUUUACGUUAUUCUGCGUUGCACAUGCUACUGGAGUCUAUAAAUAAUUCAACCUUUGUUCUCUCCUCAAUGUCUACCACCGUUUCACAUUUUUUGCCACCAGCCCCACUGCGUGAUGUUCAAUGCAAUAAAGACGUGA
Messenger RNA from Rhipicephalus microplus (southern cattle tick), 13835 nucleotides. RefSeq lists its product as uncharacterized. Lineage: Eukaryota; Metazoa; Arthropoda; Arachnida; Ixodida; Ixodidae. Gene Ontology annotation, biological process: lipid transport. Gene Ontology annotation, molecular function: lipid carrier activity. The record is from RefSeq and is a predicted model, not a curated record.